Messenger RNA from Helobdella robusta, 1546 nucleotides. RefSeq lists its product as hypothetical. The record is from RefSeq and is a predicted model, not a curated record. Gene Ontology annotation, biological process: late endosome to vacuole transport; protein transport; endosome transport via multivesicular body sorting pathway. Gene Ontology annotation, cellular component: ESCRT III complex; multivesicular body. The transcript has 8 exons. Bases 121 to 717 code for a protein of 198 amino acids. Lineage: Eukaryota; Metazoa; Annelida; Clitellata; Rhynchobdellida; Glossiphoniidae.
CCGCAAACAUCAAACUUUUGUUGAAAAAUAAAUAAAUAUCUCAAGCAGUUACAAACUUUACGUGAAAGUACUUUUGAAAUCCACUUUUUAAGCCACUAAAAUUAGAUUAACGUUUCCAAAAUGUCGAAGAUGGAAGAUUUAGUUUUCAAUCUAAAAUUUACAGUCAAACAGCUAGAAAGAAUGUCCAAAAAGUCUGAGAAAGAACAAAAAGUGCAGGAAGCCAAAAUCAAAAAGGCAUUGCAGACAAAGAAUGUAGAAACAGCCCAGGUUUACGCUGAGAAUGCGAUCAGGAAAAAGAACGAGGGACUGAAUUAUUUAAGAAUGGCUGCCAGAGUCGAUGCCGUUACCUCCAAAGUUCAAAGUGCUAUGACCAUGAAAGAUGUCACCAAGAAGAUGGGCGAGGUCACGAAAGGGUUAGACAGAGCACUGGCCUCUAUGAAUCUAGAACAGGUCUCGAAAAUAAUGGAAAAGUUUGAGCAGCAGUUUCAAGAUUUGGAUGUCAGGACAUCAACAGUAGAAGACGCCAUGGGGACUGCCACGACUCUGAGCACCCCCCAAGACCAGGUGGAGGCACUAAUUAGGCAGGUGGCUGCCGAAAAUGACCUCGAGAUAUCGGAAAAACUGGCCGAGUUACAACCGCACACCUCGACUAUCAAGUCUGCAGAUAGGGAGAGGGAAGAUCAGUUGGAAAAGAGACUUGCUGCCUUGCGAAAUUGAAGGAAUAAACAGUUCACAGCGUCAUCGUCAUAAUUAUUAUUACUUUUGUUACUAUUAUCAUUAUCUUAUUAUUAUUAAUUAUAUUAUUAAUAAUUAUUAUUUAUUUUCAACAUCAUCUCAGCCAUUAAUUCUAUUGCCAAGUAUCCAUUGAUUUUAAUGUCUGCAUUGUCUUUUAUAUGUAUAUAUAUAUAUUACAAUUAUGGUUAUUAUUAUGAUUACUAUUUAAGUUGCUUUUUUGAUUAUUAUUAUUAUUAUUAUUUGUUUAUCGUCACCAGAAAGUUUCGAUUUGCCAUUAAAUACAUUAUUCGUCUUCGUCGGUUGUAUAUAUUCUGUAAAUUUGGGCAAAACAACUAUGAUAUAUAGUACGAAUAUGUAUAUGUGUGCGUGUUAUUAAUUUCCUUCCAACUUUUAACUUUUCAAAUCAUUCAUUUGCGAUCGAGGCUGGUCACUAUGCAACAGCAAGACCAGACGCCUUAACCAUCGAGCCAUGUUGUAGCCGCUCGUUUGAAUGGAGUAACAUACUUCUUCCGAAUAUGGACUAUGAAUUAUUUGUUAAUCUGUCUGGCUAGUUCUGAUGUAAGAAAUAUUCGUUUCAUAGAUGAAUUGUCACCUAAAAGUUUAAUUUAAAAACUUAAAUUACGUUAAUUCUAGAAUCACUUUUCUAGUUUAUAGAAUAUUUCGUUAAUAAGACAGGCUCAAUGCUCUCAUUUCUUGAUUUUUAUCUUUUUAUUAGGAUAUAACACCUAUUUUCGGUUGAUUUAUAUUUUAAUUUAUUUAAAUUAAAACACGGAUUUACACUUGAAUAAAUCUCUUUUCUUGACGACUUCCA